Sordaria macrospora k-hell is the source of this 3075-nucleotide messenger RNA. NCBI's taxonomy places the organism in Eukaryota, Fungi, Ascomycota, Sordariomycetes, Sordariales, Sordariaceae. The record is from RefSeq and is a predicted model, not a curated record.
AUGCACGGCUACUCGUCGUCCUCCGAGUCGGACGACGAAUACAGCUAUCGUCGGAACAAGGGAAAGAUCCCGGCGCCCGCCAACUCCAACGAUGCCAACAAGAAAAAGAAGAAGCUUAAGCUGCCUCCGCAGCAGUCCAUAAAUCGUAUAUGGAAGCGAUUCAGCAACAAGAGAUUCAACAAGGCGUUGGCAAUCUUGCCAUUCGACCCAGUCUUGCCGCCCACCAUCUCCGAUCGGUCUAAUGAACUGCUCAGUGAGGGGUACGAGCGAGCUGCCGAAGAAUGCAGGAGAAAAGUCAGAAAGAUUAUACAAGAAUGCAAGAGGGUGAACACGCGGUACCGGGAUCCCGGCUGGGACUUGGACUGGGAUCUUAAGAUGGAGAAGGGCCACUGCCUGAACAGCUUGGGCCGAACCAAGUUCGACUUGAGCGCGUCUACAAUGCAGAACCCCAGUGCUACCGUGCCCAAAGCGGUAAAGCGUGUCCAUGAGAUCUACGAGAAGCCUACGUUCAUGGCCAAGAUCCUUGGCUCGGAUGUCAAGCAGGGAAGCUUGGGAGACUGCUGGUUGAUGGCUAGCUUGUCUGGCCUCGCCAACGUCAAGAACGGUAUCCAGCGGAUAUGUGUUGAGUACGACACCCGGAUCGGUAUCUACGGUUUUGUCUUUUACAGAGAUGGCGAGUGGAUCUACUCCAUCAUUGAUGACAAGUUGUACCUCAAGUCACCUUGCUGGGAUUCGCCAAGCAUGCAGCGUAAUUUGCUACAACAAAUCGAUCGGGAAGAUGUCGAAAGGGUGUAUCGUCAAACCUAUCAGACCGGCUCCAAGGCCCUGUUCUUUGCCCAAUGCAAGGACCAGAAUGAGACCUGGGUGCCUCUGAUUGAGAAGGCAUAUGCCAAAGCUCACGGCGACUAUGCUUCCCUAUCGGGAGGAUGGAUUGGCGAGGGUUUGGAAGAUCUCUCCGGCGGUGUCACAACCGAGCUGCUGGCUUCCGACAUACUCGACCUUGACGGGUUCUGGGAAAAUGAACUCAGCAGGGUCAAUGAAGAGUUCCUGUUCGGUUGCAGCACAGGCUUGCUUGACGGCGGCUAUGGCGAGCGUGAAGGCAUUUCCGAAGGGCAUGCCUACGUCGUCAUGGAAUCAAGGACGUUGAAAGACGGCACACGACUCAAGGGAAUCUGGGAGGGCGCCUGGUCAGACGGUUCCAAGGAGUGGACCACCGAUGUCCAGGAGGAGCUCGGUCACCAGUUCGGUAGCGACAGCGUCUUCUGGAUUUCCUACGAAGACCUGUUGCGUAAGUACCAGCACUUCGACCGCACUCGUCUGUUCCGCGACCCUGAUUGGCGCUGCUGCCAAAGAUGGAUCGGUGUCGAGGUGCCAUGGAAGCCUCAGUACAACGAGAAGUUCCACAUCAAGCUGACUCGCGAGUCGCCCUUGGUAUUGGUCCUCAGUCAGCUCGACAACCGGUAUUUCAAGGGUCUCCACGGUCAAUACUCCUUCCGCCUCCACUUCCGUAUUCACGAACAGCUCAGACCCAACGCCGAAGACUACAUUGUCCGCAGCCAUGGCAACUACUUGAUGGAUAGGUCAGUUUCCAUUGAGCUGCCCUCCAUGUUACCUGGCAACUACAGCGUCUUCAUCAGCGUCAUCGGUGAGCGCAACACCAGCCAGCCCAGCAUCGAGGAUGUGGUCAAGCGGGAGUGCAAGAAGCGGGUCGAGAAUGAGAAGCUCGUCCAAGUCGGAUACGCUUAUGAUCUUGCCCACAGCAAGGCUGCCGCCCAUUUGGAAGCUGUGAAGGCCCUUCGGAAGAAGGCAGACCAGAAGAAGGCUAGCGAUGCUCGUCAGAAGGAGCGUCACCGGCUUUGGGAGAAGCGUCACCUCAACCGCCAGAUCACCAAGAAGCAGGGUCGUAAGAACAACCAGAAGCUUGAGGUCAGGCAAGCCGCGCGCGAGGAAAAGAAGCGUCCGGAGGAAGAGCUCAAGCCAAAGGAUGCUGGUGUUCAGACCGAAGAACCCAAGCAAGAGGAGAAGCCAGAGGAGAAGAAGGUCGAGGACACCAAGCCCGAGGAGCAACCCAAGAAGGUCCAGUCGGGCUCGGACACCGAGAAGCAACAAGGCAAGGAUGCCGAGGUUGAAAGUCCUAAAUGUACACCUCUUGCCACGCCUUCCGAGACACCUGCGGUUGAGAAGACCGAGAGCCAAGCUUCCGGCGGCUUGGUCGUCGACCUUCCCACACCUGACCCCACACCAGCAGUUGAGAAGACGGAAAGCCAAGUUGCCAGCGGAAUGACCGUUGAGGCUGAGAAGAAGGUCGACCAUGAAGGCGAGGUCCCUUCGUCGGGCAGCUCCGAAGCCUCCAGUGGUCCUUCCUACACUCCCAAGACCGACGCCUCCGUAGCCGAUGUGGCGGACGAGAAGGACAAGGAGAAGGUCCCCAUCCCCCCUGUUACCGACUCUAAGCCUGCCGCCGACUCCAAGGUGUCUGGUGGGCCUCCUGCUGCUGAGGAAAAGAAGGAAGAGGAGAAGAAGUCGGAGGAAAAGCCCGCCGCCAAGAGCAGUCCGCCCAAGAAGAAGUCACCCAACAUGUACGUCACUUCGGACGGCGAAUCAAGCGCCUCCCCCAUCGAAGACUGGGAAGAGCUCUACAGCUCCGACGACAUGACGCGCAAGCCGCGCAUGAGCGCUCCUCCUCCUCCCGGCACCGUUAUGGUCAGCAAGUACAAGGAGGAGACGGAUGACGAGAACGAUCCGGAUCCGUGGAACGCCAUCUGCGUCGUUGGGCUGCGGGUGUACUCCAAGGACGAGGACCUCGAGUUGCGCAUCGUCAUGGAGGGCGGUGAACUUGAGGAAGGCGGUAUGGGUGAGAAGGGUGGUGUCGAUCUCGACAACGCUCAGGCCAACGCUGGUGGUGCGCGAAUCAUUAGGAAGGAGGGUGAAGGCGAGGAUGCGUAUGAGGGCGAUAGUGAGGAGGAGAGGAAAACGGGCAAGCACAAGCAAAGGAGGUACUCGGUUAUUGUGCAGAAGGGUAAGGGUGAGGAGGAGUAUGAGAGCGCGGUGGAGAGUCAGAAGGAGCCCUUGUAA